Messenger RNA from Lytechinus pictus (painted urchin), 1374 nucleotides. RefSeq lists its product as uncharacterized. Gene Ontology annotation, biological process: netrin-activated signaling pathway. The transcript is spliced from 6 exons. The record is from RefSeq and is a predicted model, not a curated record. Gene Ontology annotation, cellular component: membrane. Bases 1 to 1374 code for a protein of 457 amino acids. Gene Ontology annotation, molecular function: netrin receptor activity. NCBI's taxonomy places the organism in Eukaryota, Metazoa, Echinodermata, Echinoidea, Temnopleuroida, Toxopneustidae.
AUGUAUCGUAGUUUGAGGUUUGUCGAAGUAGAACGUGUACAGCUAGGAGAUGUAGUAAUGAAGAGUGUUGAAUGGUCCAGAACAUCUUCAGAUUGUUCGUUGCAAAUUAAAGGUGCAUUAGCGGCUGUACCCAUAAUUGACUUAAUUGAUCUUACAACUAGUGACCUUAAAGAGGUUACCGUCCUUACCUUUUGCAGUUGCAAGAUUGAUUUCGGUCAGUCUGAAAGUAAGUCCCCGCAAAGUCCGAAGGAACUUGGUACACUGCGGGAAAUCAGGUUCGUUGGUUCAGAAAACCCACUUUCCGAAUCUGACAGGAACAAGCUGUCGGAGUUGUAUCCUAAUGUCAAAGUGACAGAAAAUCAGACGAGUCAGGAAUCAUCUGAAGAAUCCCAGGAGGGUGCAGGGAUACCUUUCAAGUUGGAUAAGGCCUCCUCUCAAUUACUCAAAACCUCUCCAAUAGAUGAACUUGCUGAGGAAAAGGUUGAAUUUCAUGAAUAUACAGGCUCACAGAACCCUGAAGGCAGAGAAGAAGAAACAUCAUGGCAAGAAAAAGAAGAGGAAUUUGACGUCAACCAAGGAAGCCUGCCCCAUGAAUCAGUACCUGAUGAAGGGAAUGUCGAAACCAUCAAGAAGGAGUGCUGCAAGAGAGUUGGAGCUGAUGGUGGCAAACUGCAACUAGAGUCAUUUGGGAUUGAACUUAAGAUACCUCCUGGUGCAAUCGACAGCAAAGAGCCACAAGAAAUCUCUCUUCAUGUCCUGACCGAUACUCCUAAUCUUGGUAACACCAAAUACGAGAUGUCAGUCUGCUUUGGUGUACAGUGUCUAGCUCCUGAUGACUUAGUCCUUAGGUUACCGGUGACUUACACAAUACCUCAUUGUGCUGUUGCAACACGGUACUCUGGUUUAAAGGCAGUGUUGUACUCAGGAGAGGGGGAAUACUCACCGCACGCAGUUGUUAAAGAACGGAAAGUACUGUCAAGGUCUGGAAUACCCAGCUGCAACAUCAUGAAGGACGUACUUGAACUCAAGAUGGAUCAUUUUUCGUGGGCGAAGAUUAAGAUAUUGGUCAAGAGCUUCUUCUUCCGCGGAAAGAGGAUGUGCUGUUGGCCGUUUAAACAGAUGAACCUGCCCCUAGCUAAGACACCCGUCAUCUUACAUGCACACCUUUAUGACGAUUUGAAAGGGAACAAAAAGGUGGUGAGAGAGGAUGAAGAGGAAUUGGGAUUCACCCCUGCUCAUAUCGAACAAAAUGUCUUUAUCCAGAAGGCAGAAGUUGAUCUUAAAAUGGGAUGUUAUGUCAAGAACAAGAAGAUUGGAAAAAUUGCUCUCCGACACUCCCGAUGGUUCACGUGGCAGAUCAACUAUUCAAGUUGA